AGAAUUAUUAAGAUAAUAUUAACUAAGAAACACGUUAUAAUUUAUGUUUACAGAAAAAUGAACUACGCAAUAGGAAUACUAAUACUAACCGUAUGGAUAAUCGAAAUAACGUAUGCAAAAAUCGACAAUGAAGAUAUCAGCGUUAUAACAAUGAAUAAAGGUAUAGGCAUAUACUUUGAAUGAAUGACCGCAAUACGUAGAGUAGCAGGUUCCUUGAGAACAGCAGUGAUAAGGCCGAAGCACAAUACCUUCGCGAACGAAAAUUCGUUCGCGAACGACGUUCGCAAAGCCAAAGUUGACGUUCGCGAAUCCGAAGUUUAAUUGUGCGUUGAAACGUUCGCGAACAUUCGUUGAAGGCACCAUAACCUGGAAAAAUUGAUGUCAACUGGCGGGGAUCAGUCUUAUUUUAAGUAUAAAUACUAUAAAGACGACAAAGAUUUUUACCAAAAAUUUAUUCGGGAGGAAGAAAGUAAAAAAAUCAUGGCUGAAAUUCAGGAUUUUUCGGAUUAUGAGGAUGAGUUUUAUGACGAUAGAGGUGACGACGAAAUGCUGAUCGAUUUGGUUAGGGGUUAUCCUUGCCUUUAUGAAAGAUCGUCUAAGGACGUCAAAGACUUAGGAAUGAAGGAAACAUCUUGGCAGGAAAUUGCUAACAUACUUAAUAGCCAUCCUGCAAGUGUUCAACAGAAAUGGAAGGAUUUAAAAGAUAAGUAUUGUAGAGAAAAAAGAUUGUCAGAUGCAGAAUACACAAGUGGAAGUGGCUCUUCAUCAAAAAAGAAAUUUCCUUAUUUUAAGGAAAUGUCGUUUCUGGAACCGCAUCUUCGAAAGAGAAAAACGCAAAAUAAUUUUAAUGAAAAAUCACCAGGUUUUUCGGGUGCAAAAAAUGAAAAAGAUAUCAGCAAUAAACGAUCGAAGAAUGAUAAUCCACCAUCUGGAAAAAAAAUAAAAACCGAAAAUAACGAGGAUAUAAAAACCACUUUAGUGUCACUAACCAAAGUCGCAGAAAAGAUACUCGAUAAAAAUAAGAGCGAUAAAGAGAACCAAGCACCAGGUAAUGAUAAUUCGACGUUUAUAAAUUACAUUUCUUCUCAACUGGACACUUUACCUAAAAAGAAAAGACAAGAGUUGGAAGCAAAAAUAGCAGUCCUUGUCAACAAUGUCGUUUUGGAAGAAAUGAGUAAAGAUGACCAACAAGUUCUUUUAUUUUCAUUUUAAAAAAUGUUUAAUUUCACAUACUUUUUAAUAUAAAUAUAUAAUGCCUUUAUGAGAACCAAAGUGAAAGCAAUUUUCGUAGCCAAAUGUUAAGGGUAAUUUAAAAAAAAAAUUUUGUUUAUGUGAAUAUUAGUUUGGUAAAAAAUAGUCGUGGAUUUGUGAUUAUUGUAUAAGAUUUGCUAAAAAAAAAA
Messenger RNA from Leptopilina boulardi, 1400 nucleotides. RefSeq lists its product as uncharacterized. Gene Ontology annotation, biological process: regulation of transcription by RNA polymerase II. Gene Ontology annotation, cellular component: transcription regulator complex; nucleus. Lineage: Eukaryota; Metazoa; Arthropoda; Insecta; Hymenoptera; Figitidae. The record is from RefSeq and is a predicted model, not a curated record. The transcript has 4 exons. The coding region runs from base 379 to 1212 and encodes 277 amino acids.